Antrostomus carolinensis (chuck-will's-widow) is the source of this 696-nucleotide messenger RNA. RefSeq names its product ras-related and estrogen-regulated growth inhibitor-like protein. The transcript is spliced from 4 exons. Lineage: Eukaryota; Metazoa; Chordata; Aves; Caprimulgiformes; Caprimulgidae. The record is from RefSeq and is a predicted model, not a curated record. Bases 1 to 696 code for a protein of 231 amino acids. Gene Ontology annotation, molecular function: GTP binding; GTPase activity.
AUGGGGCUCCGGCUCCCGCUGCGCCGGAGUGCCAGCUUCACCCCUGACCACCCUGCCCUCAUGGAGCUUCCUGGCCCCACCACCCUGAAGAUGGAAGUGAAUGUCCUUGUUAUGGGAGCGGACAAGGUGGGGAAAUCGGCUCUGACUGUGCGUUUCCUCACCCGGCGCUUUAUCGGGGAGUACGGAGACAUGGAAUUCAUCUACAGCCACAACCUGACUGUGGACGGCCGAGAGAUUCUCUUCCACAUCUGGGAUGUCCCCAAUUCCCAGGAGCAGGCAGAGGAGGGCUCCUCAGAGGAGAAGCGAAUCCAGUGGGCAGACAGCUUUGUCCUGGUCUACAGCAUCUGUGACCGUGCCAGCUUCAACAUCUUGCCCCUCAAAAUCCAGUUCAUCAAGGCAGCCAAGGAGGGGCAGAGCCAGGAGAAGGUGCCCAUCAUCAUUGUGGGCAACAAACGUGACCUGCACCACCAACGAGUGGUGUCCAGCGAGGAGGGACGGCUCCUGGCCCUCUCUUUAGACUGUGGUUUCUAUGAGGUCUCAGCAGCUGAAGCUUAUCAUGGGGCCCUCAUGGUCUUCCACGGACUGGCCGAGCGCAUCCCUGACACCAAACUGGCACUGAAAAAGGGUACGAGGAUCCGUGGCAUCGUCAAGACCAUGUCAGCUGUGUUUGCCCGAAAGCGAACGGACUCACUGUGA